AUGGUGGCAUGGAACAUCUUUCGUAUAAUUGGAGAUCUCUCUCAUGCUGGCUCAAUAUGUGUCCUUCUUUGGGCUAUUCACAAGAAUAAGAGUGCCGAGGGUAUCUCACUUCUCACACAGCUACUUUACGGUGUCGUCUUCGUAUUUCGCUACCUUGAUCUAUUCGACCCUCACACAUACACGAGCGGCGGCACGUGGCAUAGCAUUUGGAACAUCUCCUUCAAGCUAUUCUACCUCAUCUCGUCAUCAUAUCUAAUUUUCUUGAUGAUGAAAGUAUACCCACGGACGAGAGAAAGGGAACGAGCUUGGAAGCUCGGGUUGUGGUCUGUGACUGGAUCCGUGAUUUUGGCACCUGUCUCAAUCUGGCUUCUCGACAGCGAGCCUUACAACUUAUGGUUCAUUGAGUUUUGCUGGGCUUUCUCCAUUAUUCUUGAGUCUGUGUGUGUUUUGCCGCAGCUUCUUCUCCUUCGCCAGACAACCGUCCCGACGGUGAUCGAUUCAUACUAUCUGCUUGCUCUGGGCUCCUACAGAGGAUUCUAUAUCCUCAAUUGGAUUGUCCGCCUCUUCAACAAGGAGCCCUUCAACGAUUGGAUCGCAGUUGUGUUUGGCAUUGUACAGACUGCCUUUUAUGUCGACUUUGCAUGGGUAUACUAUUCACGCCAGCGAGUCAAGCUUCGCAAUGGUGGCGUCGUUGACUCCGAGGACUACGGAAACAGUUGGCUGGUGAACCGCGUGGUGAAUUUCCGAGCAUCGCGAGGCUCCACAGACGAAGAACAGCACCUUCGAGACGAUGAGGAAGGAGUGGAUGGUCAACCGAAUCACAACCGGUGGGGCGCUCGUGGUAUUUCCAUCGCGGCCGACGAUACCCUGGAAAGCAAUGGUCACAAUAAAGGAUACCACCGUGAUGAUAGUUUAGAUGGGUUUUCGGGGGACGAGGACGAAACCGAUGAUCACCGUGUGAAUAUUUCUCGUUAA
Messenger RNA from Penicillium digitatum Pd1, 975 nucleotides. RefSeq names its product ER lumen protein-retaining receptor. The record is from RefSeq and is a predicted model, not a curated record. Gene Ontology annotation, molecular function: ER lumen protein retrieval receptor activity. Gene Ontology annotation, biological process: protein retention in ER lumen; endoplasmic reticulum to Golgi vesicle-mediated transport. Gene Ontology annotation, cellular component: endoplasmic reticulum; membrane; cis-Golgi network. NCBI's taxonomy places the organism in Eukaryota, Fungi, Ascomycota, Eurotiomycetes, Eurotiales, Aspergillaceae.